Messenger RNA from Fonsecaea erecta, 1833 nucleotides. RefSeq lists its product as hypothetical. Lineage: Eukaryota; Fungi; Ascomycota; Eurotiomycetes; Chaetothyriales; Herpotrichiellaceae. Bases 1 to 1833 code for a protein of 610 amino acids. The transcript is spliced from 5 exons. The record is from RefSeq and is a predicted model, not a curated record. Gene Ontology annotation, molecular function: protein binding. Gene Ontology annotation, cellular component: cytoplasm.
AUGACUGACCACAGCCCGCCCAAGUCCUUGACCAUCACUCUACGAGAACUCGAUUCCCGCGAACCCAUUCCUAAGCGGGUCAUCACCCUUGAAGGCCCAGACUGGGAGCUCAGGAUUGGCCGGGGAACUGAAAGUCGAAUUGAGGAAUUGACUCCUGCUGAAAACAAUGCCUGGUUUGCCUCUAGAGUCCUGUCCAGACGUCAUGCCAUUCUACAUGCGAAUCCGACGACCAAGGAAAUUUUUAUUCACGACGUUGGCUCCUUGCACGGCACCUUCCUAUCCGGGAGCAGAUUGCAUACGAAUGAACCGGGGCCGCUCUGGCCGGACGACAUCGUGACAUUGGGCGCCAAUGUGAUUAGAGGGAGCUCCCACUUUAGUGCUCUGAGGUUGAGAGUCACUUGGAAUUGGGGUAUUGGAACUUUGAGCCAACCAAACGUCAACCACACCAACGCAGGAGUGUCCCGGAACACCUUCUCAGCAGAUUACAGUGAUGAGGAAGCAUACGGCAGUGCCUCCGCGCAGGCUUCCAGCCGUCCGCAGGAGGACAAAUACGAGCCCCGCGAGGGAAGUAAUGAAUACCAUUCGGAGCUUGACGACAAAGCUCAGAACCUCCGAGUCCCCGUCUGUGACACCAGCGUCGCAAUGGACAUUCUUGAGGUGCGGACCUUCACGGUUCCUGACUCCGACGACGCAUCGAACACUCCAGGUCACGCCUCAAGCGCCGAUGUCUCUGACGAAGACAGCCCAACUUCCAGUCCGUUGAUGCCAAGAGAUCUCCAGGAAGUCAAGAGCGUGGCCCCCGAAACCCUCCGCCGCGAGUUCAUCAAUGAUGUUCUCCGCGUCACCGAUCCUGAUCGCACAGACCCUACUCAGGUUAUUGUCCCAAGUUCAGCUCAGCAAGCCGAGCCGCUUCCAGCUGUGGAUGAGAGCAUCUCUGAAGAUUCAUACGGAGAUGGUGAACUUGAACGUGAAACCAGCUGGCUCUUUACCCCUCCUACCUCGCUUGGGCGAGACCUUGCUGGUCCCACGAGCUCUUCGAGCGGAACGGAUCUGUUUGGACCUGCUCGAAGCCCAAGCCCAUCCGACACGGCAAUGGUCAAUCCAUUGAUCGGACCUGACUUUCGCAUCAAGUGGACCGCUCCUCCCUUUCUGACGCCCGAGUCUCCUCACCAACAGACUGUGACCUUGGACAAAGUCGGUCCACUAGACCGCUCGAUUUCUGCAUGGGCUGGUCACAACUCAGUGUUGUAUGAACCAGUCGUACCGCCUCUUGUACCUGAAAAGUCUGCAUUAGUCCCCUACCCUCCUUCUGCAUCGUCUCUAGCAUUCUAUAGUGAUGCAUUCACGUUCAACCCUUCGCCAUUGCUACCUCCCCCGAGACCACGCUCACCACUCUCGAUUGCUAGUGCCUCCCCGCAACAGCUGGCUGUUAAUGACUCUGACGGAGCAAAGAAGCGCAAAGCUGAUCAGAUAUCCUCGGACCAGAGUCUGGACCCCAUCGCAGCACCUUCUGGCCCGCAUUCACCCGAGAAUGGGGACAUUCUUGCCACGACUGCCACGAGAAAGGUCGAAAGUGUCGGUGAUGUUACUGCAGACAGGCUGUUGAACCCAUCAACUUCGGCUUCGGAGGUUGCUGAGAGCACCUCGGCCGAGGAGACCGAGAUGCCAGUACGAAAGAAGGCCAAGAAGAACAAUGACAAAGCUCCUAGCCAGCGCAGCAGUGGCAGCAAUAGUCUCGUCACAACGGCUGGUGUAGCCGUCGCCGGUGUGGCUAUCGGUGCUGUCGGCAUGUUCCUUGGCCUUCUGGCCUUGCCGGAAGAGUACCUCAUCUGA